AUGUCUAUUAAAGGUAAUCAUAUUUCACCAAAUAUUAUUCGAGAAACAACUGUAUUAUCUCGAAUUAAUUCAAGUAGAGAAGCAUGUGAUCUUGCAAUUACAAACCAUCGAGCAGAUAAGCAAACAACAAAAGAAAUAAAAAUGAAACUCCUCGCACCACAUAAUAGUAAUUCACAAAAUGAACUUGAACGUUUGUAUAGUGGUCAAAAUUCGAUAUGUGAUGACAUGAAGCUUCGUCAACUUAUUGAAAGAGACAGUUUACAUGCAAGAAAAAAU
Molecule: messenger RNA, 276 nt
Organism: Racocetra persica
Lineage: Eukaryota; Fungi; Glomeromycota; Glomeromycetes; Diversisporales; Gigasporaceae
Source: the annotation of a GenBank genome assembly